AUGGCGACCGACAACACCGAUCCGAUCCCUCCCCACAAGACGUUCGACACCAUCCUGGUGCUCGACUUCGGCUCGCAGUACACGCAUCUGAUCACUCGCCGUCUCCGCGAAUUCAACGUCUACUGUGAGAUGCUGCCAUGCACUACCAAGAUCGCCGAUCUGCCCUUCACCCCCAAGGGAGUCAUUCUCUCUGGUGGCCCGUACUCCGUCUACGAGGAAGGCGCUCCACACGUCGACCACGCUGUCUUCGAUCUCGGCGUACCGAUCCUCGGAAUAUGCUACGGACUGCAAGAGAUGGCGUGGCACUUCGGAAAGAACGCCGGUGUAGUCGCUGGCGAGAAGAGGGAAUACGGACACGCCAACUUGAAGGUUGAGAGCCACGGCGGACACAUGGACCAGCUGUUCAAGGACUUGGGCAACGACCUGGAGGUCUGGAUGAGCCACGGCGACAAGCUGAGCAACAUGCCUCAGGACUUCAUGACGGUCGCGACAACCACCAAUGCGCCGUUCGCGGGCAUUGCGCACAAGACGAAGAAGUACUACGGUAUCCAAUUCCACCCCGAGGUCACACACACCAAGCAGGGCAAGGUUGUGCUCAAGAACUUCGCUGUCGACAUCUGCGAGGCCAACACCAACUGGACCAUGAGCAAAUUCGUCGACCAGGAGAUCACACGCAUCAGGAAGCUGGUGGGCGACAAGGGACAGGUCAUCGGUGCCGUUAGCGGUGGAGUCGAUUCGACUGUCGCUGCAAAGCUGAUGAAGGAGGCUAUCGGCGACCGCUUCCACGCCGUCAUGGUCGACAACGGUGUCCUCCGACUCAACGAGGCCGUUCAGGUCAAGAAGACACUCGACGAGGGCCUGGGUAUCAACCUCACCGUCGUCGACGCGUCCGACCUCUUCCUCGACCGCCUGAAGGGUGUGACCGACGAUCCCGAGAAGAAGCGCAAGAUCAUUGGAAACACCUUCAUCGAGGUCUUCCAAAAGCAAGCCGAUAAGAUCAAGGCCGAAGCGCAUGAAUCUUCCAACGCUGGUGAGGUCGAGUGGCUUCUUCAGGGUACCCUGUACCCCGAUGUCAUCGAGUCGCUGUCCUUCAAGGGUCCUUCCCAAACUAUCAAGACCCACCACAACGUCGGUGGUCUGCCAAAGGACAUGAAGCUCAAGGUGAUUGAGCCCCUCCGCGAGUUGUUCAAGGACGAAGUCCGCGCGCUGGGCAAAGAGCUUGGUAUUCCGGAGGAUCUUGUUUGGCGCCACCCCUUCCCCGGCCCAGGAAUCGCCAUCCGCAUCCUGGGUGAGGUCACACGCGAGCAAGUUCGUAUUGCACGUGAAGCGGACUACAUCUUCAUCGAGGAGAUCCGGGCUGCAGGCCUAUACAACAAGAUCAGCCAGGCGUUUGCAGCGCUUAUGCCCGUUAGGGCCGUGGGUGUCAUGGGUGACAAGCGCGUUCACGAGCAGGUUAUUGCUCUGAGGGCAGUUGAGACGAGUGAUUUCAUGACGGCUGAUUGGUUCCCCUUCGAUGGAGAGUUCCUAAAGCGGGUUAGCAGGAGGAUCGUGAAUGAGGUGAACGGAGUUUGCCGCGUGGUAUACGACAUCACCAGCAAGCCUCCGGGAACUAUCGAGAUGGAGUAG
Alternaria novae-zelandiae is the source of this 1626-nucleotide messenger RNA. It is a transcript of the gene GUA1, whose product is annotated as GMP synthase (glutamine-hydrolyzing). Gene Ontology annotation, biological process: GMP biosynthetic process. Gene Ontology annotation, molecular function: GMP synthase (glutamine-hydrolyzing) activity; ATP binding; GMP synthase activity. Gene Ontology annotation, cellular component: cytosol. NCBI's taxonomy places the organism in Eukaryota, Fungi, Ascomycota, Dothideomycetes, Pleosporales, Pleosporaceae. The record is from RefSeq and is a predicted model, not a curated record. The transcript is spliced from 2 exons. Bases 1 to 1626 code for a protein of 541 amino acids.